AUGGCGUCGGAUGAGGAGCGAGUGGAAGCGGAAAAUUUCAGCGAACAUGAAAGCAUCGAUGAAACAAGAGAUUUAUUGCAGCUUUUAAUGGCCGAAGUACAAGUUUAUCCAGGCAUUUGGAAUAAAAAGUCGCCCGCAUACAAAGAAGCACAAAAGAAAAAACUGAUUUGGGAAAAGAUAGCCAUGAAGUUGCAGAUUGGUGUUGAAGAAGCAAAAAAGAAGUGGAAAAACUUGUAUGACAGUUAUAAAAAAUGCAAAGAAAGAGAGCGAGAACAGGAAAAGUCUGGUUCUGGUUAUACAAAGAAUCCCACUUGUCGGUACUAUAAUGAGUUGCACUUUUUACAAGAUAUUGUGUCCACUCGUACCACAACCAGCAAUAUCGCUGUGGCUCAACAAGAUAAAGCAUCCGAUGUAUUGGAAGUGUUACCAUCAAGUUCCACCACCAGAGCAUCAACUGCAGCUGCUCAAAUACCAACCUGUCCUGUUAAGCGUCCAAAGAAAGAAAUUGAUCCUGUUGACAAACUGUUGAUCAAUGCUCUUACAAACGAGGAUAAAGCAUCUAAUAAAGGUGAUGAUGCUGAUACUCAUUUUUGCCUAAGUUUGGUUGAAGCUAUAAAGAGCUUACCACAAAAGAAAAACCUAAUGAUAAAAAGCAAAAUAAUGUCACUAGUUUAUGAAGCUAUGGAUGACUAG
Messenger RNA from Dendronephthya gigantea, 693 nucleotides. RefSeq lists its product as uncharacterized. The coding region runs from base 1 to 693 and encodes 230 amino acids. NCBI's taxonomy places the organism in Eukaryota, Metazoa, Cnidaria, Anthozoa, Malacalcyonacea, Nephtheidae. The record is from RefSeq and is a predicted model, not a curated record. Gene Ontology annotation, molecular function: DNA binding. The transcript is spliced from 2 exons. Gene Ontology annotation, biological process: regulation of transcription by RNA polymerase II. Gene Ontology annotation, cellular component: nucleus; transcription regulator complex.